ACAGCCGGGGUGGUCAACAGUUAGGGCGUUUUGUGGGGGGAUUUAGGGCUCUUCCUCUCCGUCUUUACUCUCACUCGUCCUCCCUCAAACUUAAUAUUUAAAUAUAGUGCAGUGCCGUGUAGCGGAGUGGUCUUGGAACAUGAUGGCAGCGCGCAGGUUUUGGAUAUUUUUUGGAAGUGUAACUAUUCUCGGGACUUUAAUGGUUCAGGUGCAUUGUAAUGAGGAGUCCAAGUUGAUCGGCGACUUGUUCAGAGGCUACAACAAGAAUAUUCGCCCGGCGGUUCAUCCUGAAGACAAGUUGGAUAUUAAGAUCAUGCUGACCCUCACUAACCUUAUCUCCCUGAACGAAAAGGAGGAGACUCUUACAACCAAUGUGUGGAUUGAGAUUCAAUGGAGUGAUUAUCGCCUUGCCUGGAACGAAUCUCUAUAUUAUGGCAUCGAAACUAUUCGUGUCCCAUGCAACACUGUUUGGCUUCCUGACAUUGUCCUUGAGAACAACAUUGAUGGCCAGUUUGAUGUGGCUUACUAUGCCAAUGUGUUGAUCGGAAGCAGUGGUAGCAUGUACUGGCUGCCUCCUGCCAUCUAUCGCAGUACUUGUGCCAUUGAGAUCACCUACUUCCCAUUUGAUUAUCAAAACUGCACGCUAGCAUUCAGAUCCCAGACGUACAGUGCCAAUGAAGUGGACCUCAUGUUGAAUAUUGAUGACGUAACCACUAUUGAGUGGGUGAACAUCGACCCCGAGGCUUUCACAGAGAAUGGCGAGUGGGCUAUAGUCCACCGUCCGGCCAGGAAGAUAAUAAACACACGGUAUUCUCCAGAUGACCUAGAGUAUCAGGAGAUCUUGUUCAAUCUGGUCAUCCAAAGGAAGCCCCUCUUCUAUGUCAUCAACAUCAUCCUGCCCUGCUCCCUCAUCUCCUCGCUGGUAGUGCUGGCCUACUUCCUACCUGCACAAGCCGGGGGACAAAAGUUGACUGUGUCCAUCUCUGUCUUGCUGGCUCAGACUGUCUUCCUCUUCCUUAUUGCUCAGAAGAUCCCUGAGACAUCUCUCUCUGUGCCUCUCAUUGGCAAGUACCUGAUCUUCGUUAUGUCCGUCACUACCCUCAUUGCUACAAAUCAAAUUGUGGUGCUGAACUUCUCCCUGCGCAGCCCCAGCACUCACACCAUGUCCCACACUAUCAAACAUUUGUUCCUGGAAUUGGUACCUCGCUUCCUGGGCAUGUCCCCACUGGUGGAUGACAGUGAGGUGACGACAGAGGUCAACGGAGUGAGGGAGCGGCGCCGCAGCUCCUUUGGCCUCAUGCAGAGAGCAGAGGAAUAUGUACUGAAACAACCUCGCAGUGAGAUGAUGUUUGACAAACAAAGAGAAAGGCAUGGUCUCACACGAUCAAUUGUGGAUAAUAUGGAUAUCAGCAGCACAGCCAACUUGUAUAAGAGUCUGUCCCAAGCUGCACCAGAGAUCAAGCAAUGUGUGGAUGCCUGCAACUUCAUUGCUGAGAGUACGAGACAGCAGAAUAACAUUGGAUCUGAAAUUGAAAGCUGGGUACUGAUUGGGAAGAUGAUCGACAAGGUUUGUUUCUGGGCUGCCCUCUCUCUCUUUAUCAUCGGUACGGUGGCGAUCUUCUUAACAGGACAUUUCAACCGUGCGCCGGAAUUUCCAUUUCCUGGGCAGACCAAAAAAUAUGUCCCGAGUUAAAAAAAGAAACAAAAACCUUUUUGUUCUGAUGUAACCUUUCCAAGGGUCACUGUGCCUCAUGUUGUCUGUAAGGCUGAAUAGUCUUGCUCAUUGAGUCCUAGGCUCACAUUCAGGGUUGAGUUAACGGGGUUUCAAAAAAGAAAAUUAACAAUAAUCUCCGUGUUUAUGUUCACAGCUCAGACUUAACAGUCAGGCAGCUGAGGGUUUUCAUUCAAACUUACAACUUAGUUCUAAGUUCUUCCUCUCAGUGUAAAUUAUUUGGAUGUGUAGAUUAAAUGGGUGGAUCAGGUCUAUUUUAAAAAAGUGAUGUUUCAAGUCAUGAUCAUAAUCAUCAUCAUCAAGUGCAAUUAUUUGUUUUGUGGUAUAAACGAUUCAACAGUGUGAGUUUAAGCAAGUACAGGAGUAUUUAUAGAAACAUGCUGAAGGUGAUUCACCAGCUUUGCUGAGAAUGUUAUUUCUGUUGCAGCGAAGAACCUUACAAGUCUAAACUGACAGCAUUAUGUACUGUAUUACAUGGAACCAUAAGCAGUGUGUAGGACUGGAUUCAUAAAUAGCAAUAAAGAAGGUUCCUUGACUGAUUUUUCCUUGUGAUGUGCUAAAGUUGUCCAUUGUAUCCCACUGCAACAGAUAUCUGAUAAAGUCUGGAUAAGUUUCCCUGUAUGUAGUCUUAUGUGGAGAACCUAUGCAUGUAACUUGAGCCAGCCAACUCCGAAUCAAAGCCUUAUUCUUCUUACUAUGACUUAUUAUUAUUAUCAUUAUUAUCAUUAUUAUUAUUAUUAUUAUUAUUAUUAUUAUUAUUAUUAUUAUUAUUAUAAAGUAUUAUUUUGGGUAUAUGGCUCGGAGUGAUAUUGUCUUGAUUCGUUGUGCCAUGUUUUUUAAAAUAAAUAUAUUAGUUUGUGCAUCAUGACUUGCUUAAUCAAUUUAGUACAAGGUGUGAGUAGUGUGAAAACCUGCAUGACUCAAAAUUAGGAAAAGGCAUUUUAAUCUUUAAUUGAAUGUCAGUAGUUGUGUAUGUACUGUAUAAUGUAAACUCCUCAAAACCUUAAAUGUUAUAGCAGGAAGUACAUAGAACCGAUUAGCAAAAGAAAAACAAAUCAUUUGUAAAGUUGUGAUAUAUUGCACAUGUCCUAUCCAAUGUGUUUAUUCACUUAAACGUAUAACUUUUCAAUUUCAUCAAGUCUGCUCUCUUUAAGCCCAGUUCAAGUAAGUGGGUGUUUGAGAGCGAUAUUAUGAGAAGUGCUAUGUACAAUAUGUUCCUGGGAAAAACAGAGGCAUACAGUACAAUAAUUGAAAAAGGUUGGAUCUGUUGUCAAGUUAUAUUAUUUUUCAUCAUGUAUGUAUCAACUGGAUA
This is a messenger RNA of Cottoperca gobio, 3044 nucleotides long. It is a transcript of the gene chrne, whose product is annotated as cholinergic receptor, nicotinic, epsilon. Gene Ontology annotation, molecular function: acetylcholine-gated monoatomic cation-selective channel activity; transmembrane signaling receptor activity. Gene Ontology annotation, biological process: monoatomic ion transmembrane transport. Lineage: Eukaryota; Metazoa; Chordata; Actinopteri; Perciformes; Bovichtidae. Gene Ontology annotation, cellular component: postsynaptic membrane. The transcript is spliced from 12 exons. Bases 140 to 1693 code for a protein of 517 amino acids. The record is from RefSeq and is a predicted model, not a curated record.